AUGGACAGCAAAGAGUUCCGCCGCCGUGGAACCGAAAUGGUCGAGUACAUCUGCAACUAUCUCGAGACGCUGGAACAACGCCGAGUUACGCCGUGUGUCGAACCGGGUUACUUGCGUCAUCAGCUGCCGGACGAGGCCCCGGAAGAACCCGAACCAUGGGACCGAAUUAUGCAGGACGUCGAGGACAAGAUCAUGCCGGGUGUGACACACUGGCAGCAUCCGCGUUUCCACGCAUACUUCCCGUCUGGAAACUCGUUCCCCUCGAUACUGGGUGACAUGCUGAGCGACGGAAUCGGUUGCAUCGGGUUUUCCUGGGCCGCCAGCCCAGCUUGCACCGAGUUAGAGACGAUCGUGCUCGACUGGUUGGGUAAGGCGAUUGGACUUCCCGACGCUUUUCUCGCGCUUAAGCCUGGUAGUCGUGGCGGUGGUGUAAUACAGACUUCGGCUUCCGAGUGUGUCCUGGUGACAAUGCUGGCGGCUCGCGCCCAAGCCAUCAAGUAUCUCAAGCAACAGCACCCGUUCGUCGAGGAAGGCCACCUGUUGUCCAAGCUGAUGGCGUACUGCUCCAAAGAGGCGCACAGCUGCGUUGAAAAGGCAGCUAUGAUUAGCUUCGUUAAGCUGCGAAUCCUCGAGCCUGACGAAAAAUGUUGCCUACGGGCGGAUACGCUGAUAAAGGCAAUGGAAGAAGAUGAACAACAGGGUUUGAUACCGUUUUUCGUGUCGACCACCCUUGGUACGACGGGAUCAUGCGCUUUCGACGACUUGGCAGAGAUUGGAGAGGCGUUACAGCGCUUCUCGAGCGUCUGGCUGCACGUGGACGCUGCGUACGCCGGCAAUGCGUUCAUAUGUCCGGAACUGAAGUACUUGCUGAAGGGCAUCCAGUAUGCGGACUCGUUCAACACCAACCCGAACAAGUGGCUAUUGACGAACUUUGACUGCUCGACCCUGUGGGUACGUGAUCGGAUCCGGUUGACGUCGGCUCUCGUCGUCGAUCCGCUGUACCUUCAGCAUGGUUACACCGACUCUGCAAUCGACUAUCGACACUGGGGUGUACCGCUGAGUCGCCGAUUCCGUUCGCUUAAGCUAUGGUUUGUUCUGCGCAGCUACGGAAUUUCCGGUCUGCAGACGUACAUCCGACACCACAUCGACUUGGCGAAGCGGUUCGAGGCGUUGGUGCUUAAGGACAGCCGAUUUGAGGUAUGCAACGACGUCCGGCUAGGGUUAGUAUGCUUCCGGCUGAAGGGUACUGAUCGGAUCAACGAGAAACUGCUCAGCAGCAUCAACGCGUCCGGCAAACUGCACAUGGUACCGGCGUCAGUCAAUGACACCUACGUCAUACGGUUCUGUGCCGUAGCGCAGAACGCCAAGGUGGAGGAUAUUGAUUACGCUUGGGACGUCAUCACGGACUUCGCUUCGGAGAUCCUGGAGAAGGAGCAAGCCGAUGAGGUCAGCGAAAUCGUCGAUCGUCGCAAGACUCACACGCUCGCCCAGAAGCGUUCCUUCUUCGUGCGGAUGGUCAGCGAUCCGAAGAUCUACAACCCGGCCAUCAACAAGGCCCAAACGCCACAUCGUAUGUCCGCAGAGCUGACCUCACCUGGCCACGAUGGCACCGUGGUGACGGUACAAUCUCCCAAGACUCCCGGCUCUGCCACCUGGAUCAGCUGGCCGUUGGCAUUCCUGUUCGCAUCCGCUGAUGACGGAACUAAAAAUGAUGUCACUUUAAGAUUUCGACAUCUCGACACUAUGAUGCGGCUAUCCGCUUCACGCCGUAACUCUGCCACCGGUGGUUCUUCUCCAUCACCAGAAGGAGAAAACGGCAUCACGCUGCUGAAAUCGCCCAAAAAGUCCCCGAUCCUGUUGCGAAAGCGAGGAUCUUCCCCGAACCCACCGACAGGGACGAAUAAUAGCUCGGCAAAGUAA
Messenger RNA from Anopheles nili, 1920 nucleotides. RefSeq names its product aromatic-L-amino-acid decarboxylase (gene Tdc2). Bases 1 to 1920 code for a protein of 639 amino acids. Gene Ontology annotation, molecular function: pyridoxal phosphate binding; carboxy-lyase activity. The record is from RefSeq and is a predicted model, not a curated record. NCBI's taxonomy places the organism in Eukaryota, Metazoa, Arthropoda, Insecta, Diptera, Culicidae. Gene Ontology annotation, biological process: amino acid metabolic process. The transcript has 7 exons.